AUGGAUGAAAGGAAGGUCAAAGCAGUCAGGUCAUGGCCAGUCCCAACCACCAUAAAAGGGCUCCAACGGUUUCUGGGGUUUGCCAACUUCUACUGCCGUUUCAUUAAGAACUUCAGCUCCAUCGCCUCUCCUCUCACCUCUCUCCUCAAUGGUGGUCCUCAUUCUACGCUGCCCUUCGUGGUUGAGGUGGACGCCUCAAAAGUGGGCGUCCCAACGCCAAGAAUGAUAUUCAGUUUUGCCACUGAGAUUAAUGUUUUUCCUCGAGGAUUAUGUUUGUUGCAGAUGUGGUCUGUUCACUACACUUGCAGCUUUCAGUCCUCUGUUCUGUUUGGGAUGGCUGUUGACCGGUAUUUUGCCAUUUGUAUGCCAUUGCGCUACAAUGUCGUCAUGAGCUACAAUAAUUGUCGAAUAGCUAGCCUUGUGAUUAUAAUCCGUAACUUCAUUAUAAUAACAGCUAUGGUUGCCCUUGUUGGGACGCUAACAUUUUGCUCAUCCAAUGUCUUAUAUCAUACUCACUGUGAGCACCAGUUAGUGGUUACAUUGGCAUGUGGGGACACAACAUUCAUGACGUACAGGGUAAAACAUACCAUUAGCCCUGAUUUACGUAUUUUUAUCAGCUUGUUGUAUCUCCUUCUUCCUGGUCUUUGUAACCCAUUGAUUUAUGGCAUCAGAACUAAGGAGAUAAAGGUGCACCUGGCCAAACUUCUCAAGUGUGGAAGAGUUGAUCCUCUGUGA
Molecule: messenger RNA, 735 nt
Organism: Coregonus clupeaformis (lake whitefish)
Lineage: Eukaryota; Metazoa; Chordata; Actinopteri; Salmoniformes; Salmonidae
Product: olfactory receptor 52J3-like
Exons: 4
Coding region: 1-735 (244 amino acids)
Biological process (GO): G protein-coupled receptor signaling pathway
Cellular component (GO): membrane
Molecular function (GO): olfactory receptor activity
Source: RefSeq, a predicted model, not a curated record